AUGAGUAAGACUCCCAAAUUAAUGCUUGUUAUUGCCUUCCUUUGUCUAGUCUUGACAUCCGCCAUUGCUCGCGGUGGCUUUGGAAGAAGUGGAGGAGGAUUCCGGAGUGGUGGUGGUGGAUUUGGUGGUGGCACAAAAGGUGGCGGCGGCGGCGGCGUUGGAAAAGGUGGUGGAGGAGGUGGCUCAUCAAAGGGUGCGGGUGGCAGUGGAGGAGGAUCUAAGGGCGGUGGAGUUGGUGGUGUAGGAAGCGGGAUAGGCGGCGCUAUCGUCGGCGGUUCGAUCGCCGGCGCCGGCCAUUAUUUACCUGGUGGCUAUUAUCAUUAUUAUCCUGGUGGCCAUUGGUAUCCUUUUGGAUGUUAUUAUCCUGGUGGUAUCUAUUAUCCCGGCGGCUGUCUUUAUCCUGGUGGCCAUUACUAUCAUGGUGGCCCUCAUUACCCUGGUGCACCGGCUCCAACAAGUGGCGGCGCAUUCGACUACGGAUUAUGGUUGCCGGCCAAGAAAGUGAGAGCAAGGAAAACAAUGGCGGAUGCUUACCAGGGUAGCAGCGGCAGAGGUGGUAGCCGGGAUGGGAAAGAUCGUCGGAGAUCCAGGGACAGAGACGACCAUGAUUAUCACCGGCGGCACCACCGUCAAAGAUCCCGGAAAACCCUCUUUGACCUGGCGCCGGCUGAGUUUACUCAGCCUCCAGCAGCUGAUCUUUCAAUGACGCCGGUGAAUCUGUUGCCAGUUCAGGCAACUCGCCCCGCCCGGCUGGUUUAUGUCGGCAGGCUUCCGCGGUCGGCGAAUGAGGCGUCGCUGGCAGCUUUCUUCAGCCAGGUGAUGCGUAAAAUCGGCGGGAACAGCGCCGGGCCCGGGGAUGCCGUUGUGAAUGCUUACUUCAACCGUGAGAAGAGAUUCGCGUUCUUGGAAAUGCGCUCUGUGGAAGAAGCUAGCAACGCAAUGGCGUUGGAUGGGAUUUUAUUUGAAGGGGGAUCCGUUAAGGUUGGGAGACCCACAGGUUACGACCCGGCUGGAGCUGCCUCUCUUGGUCCUACUCAGCCACAUCCAAACUUGAACCUUGCUGCGGUCGGGCUGAAUCGUCUAUUUGUCGUUCAGCAAGAUCGGGCUUUGGUGCAAGAUCGCGCUGGAUCGUCUAAGGUCAUCUGCCUCAAAGAAGUUCUUAGUAUUGAAGAACUCAAGAAUGAUAAGGAUUACCAGGAGAUAGUUGAAGAUAUGAGGUUUGAGUGCGGGAAAUUCGGAACUCUGGUCAACCUGGUGAUUCCCCGACCCGACCCAAAUGGCAAACUCUUACCUGGGGUUGGUAGGGUUUUUUUGGAGUUUGUCGACGUUGAGAGCGCAGCCAAAGCGCGGGAUGGCCUGAAUGGCCGGAAAUUCGGGGGCAAUCCGGUGGUUGCGGUCUUUUAUCCCGAGAACAAGUUCUCAACAGGGGAUUACAGUGGCUGA
Oldenlandia corymbosa var. corymbosa is the source of this 1443-nucleotide messenger RNA. The record is from the annotation of a GenBank genome assembly. NCBI's taxonomy places the organism in Eukaryota, Viridiplantae, Streptophyta, Magnoliopsida, Gentianales, Rubiaceae.